AUGAACGAGCUUUUUGAAUGUCUUUUAAAGUAUAAUCAACAUGAAAAAAAGGGAAAUUUCUUCGUCAUAAAACAAUUGAUAGAGAAACUGUUUCGAACUACAGAUACAGCCAGUGACAAAGAAAAUAUAAUGAUGAUUACAAAGCUUUUGUCCGUAGAUGCUGAUAUGUAUUUUUUCGAAGAUGAAGAUGAAUACGACGAUGAAGCCGAUUUAUUGAUUAAAUCUCAUUCAGAUUUGGAUGAUGACAAAUCGGUUACUUUGGAUUAUACGCAAAAGGACUUAACAGCUAAGGAGGUUAGGGCUCUAUCCACUGUUUGUAUUAUGCUGAUACAAUCAUCAACGAUUGGAAAUGAAGUGGAUGCCGAAAAGAUAUCUGAAAAGUUGUAUUUAGAUACCCAAGAAAGCGUUCCUAGAGCAGCUCUUGAUUUUUGCACAAAACUUGUUAAUGGUCCCAGAAAAAUACGUUCCAAGAAGGAUGAGGAGUGCUUGGGACGCUUUUUUGGAAUGAGAAAGCUUCGAAAUUUGAUUGUGCGAUACGCCAAAGAACAUUAUAAAAGAAAUAGAAUGAGUGUUUGCAGCCUGUAUCCGAUUUCAUAUAAAAAAAUCUCUAUUAGGAUGGACAGCAAAUCACUUUACUUACUCUUUGCUAAAUCGUACAAUAUGCACAAAAAGAAGAUUGAAAGAACAGAAAUUACAUCCAACCUUUUCUUUCAUAUUUUCAAGUCAGUAUUCCCUUAA
This is a messenger RNA of Mucor mucedo, 738 nucleotides long. RefSeq lists its product as uncharacterized. The coding region runs from base 1 to 738 and encodes 245 amino acids. NCBI's taxonomy places the organism in Eukaryota, Fungi, Mucoromycota, Mucoromycetes, Mucorales, Mucoraceae. The transcript has 2 exons. The record is from RefSeq and is a predicted model, not a curated record.